ACUAUGUUUAUACAGAUUUUUUGAAUAAGAUGAGUAGUUAUAUUUGGGAUCAGAAAAAUCAAGCAUCUUAUAAUUUAGAAUUGAGGGAUUACCAAUUAACCAAUGUUAGAUAAUUCGAAUAUUAAUUCUUAAAUUUCUAUCCCUAGUCUUUGGGCUUCUACACAAACGACAAGACAGUAGAACAGAACUACUCCUGCCAUCGUUUUGCACAAAGGAGCCACUGCGCGCACGCACAAACGACCGUACCUGCACUGGACUCGCCCCGGAACCGGAAGCUCUCGAUCGGUGCACAAGGAUGCACCGCCGCCGUCCCCUCGUCCGCGAUCCGGAAAAGGUGAAAAGCAGGGCGAGGGCCGAGCCGCCGAGGGGAAGGGCAGCCGGAAGCGCCGUUCCAUGACCAAUCUUGCGUGUCAUCUUCCCUGUCCUUUUGCCUCCCAAAAGUUUCGUCGCCGACAUCAGAUAGAGAUAGAGAUCCACGGAAGCCACAUCAUCAUCACGAUAUCGAAGACUCGUUCUCAGGCGUCCCGACCCACAGAUUACACGUACCGCAGAAACAAACAAGCAAAAUCCGACGAACCAUAGAGUGAUUGAGAAAGGAUCGAGUCACAGGACCUGCCGAAAACUGAAACGAGGGAAAAGGGUCAAAAAAGGCAUGUGUACAUGAGUACGUGCUCAUCAGCAUAGUGGGUACACAUAGGCCAUGUGCUUACUCUCUCGUCAAUAAGUCCAGUAGUCUCACUGCACACAGAGUCUCUUCUUGGACGGGAUGGACAUGGCGCGCUACGAGUCGUGCUACCGGCACUGGAUCGCGGGCCAGGAGGCGGGGCUCGCCGAGCUGGAGGCGGCGUCGGCCAAUGCCGCCGCGGGCCGGGCGACGGACGCCGAGCUGCGGGCCGUGGUGGAGCGGUGCAUGCUCGGGUACCAGGACUACGCCACCCGCAGGCGCGCGCUGUCGCGGGAGGACGGCGCCGCCUUCUUCGCCCCGCCCUGGUGCACCGCCUUCGAGAACUCCCUGCUCUGGCUCGGGGGCUGCCGCCCGUCGCUCACCGUCCGCCUCCUCUACAACAUAUCCGGGGAAGGCCUGGAGGCGCAGGUGGAGGAGAUGCUCGGCGGCCUCACCCACGGCGUCAUCCCGACCGGAGCGCUGGGGAUCACCUCCGCGCAGCUGCUGCUCAUCAACGACCUCCACAGCCGGACGGUGCACCAGGAGAACGCCCUGACGGAUCGCCUCGCCACCCUGCAGGAGGACAUCGCCGACCGCCCGCUCCUGCCCAUCGUGAGGCAGCGCGGCGAGCUCGCCGCUGCGGCGGCACGGCAGGGCGGCGCUGUCCGCGGAAGCUGCGGCGGCGCGGUACGCCGGCUCGGGGUCGGGGCGGCCGGGCCAGGAGGAGGCGCGGACGCCGCGGUGGACGCGGCGCUGGACAGCUACGAGGCCGCGCUGGCGCGGCUGCUGGUGGAGGCCGACGAGCUGAGGAUGGCGACGUCGCGGACGCUGGCGACGGAGAUCCUGACGCCGCGGCAAGCGGUGGAGAUGCUGGCGGCGGGCAAGCACCUGCACCUCGCCGUCCGCGAAUGGAGCCGCCGCAGGGAAGCAGGAGCAGCUGCCGCGCAGCAACAGCUUAACGGGCCGAGCGCCGGGACGGCCGACAGCAGCACCUCCGCCACCGUCCGCCGGAUCGGAACCCAUGAAUGAAAGGCUUGCCAUUCCUCCCUCUCACCCUUUCCCGUGUGUAGCGUGGACACCAGUCACCUCUCUAGUACCGCCUGUAUGUGUUUCUAUAGACCCAUCAAUCGAUCACCCUAGUGCAUGCCGUCCAUUAAUUAAGAGUAUGUACAAAGUUGGUGCAUGCAUUUUUAAAUUAGCCGCCUCAACUAAUAUCCUAUAUUCCACCAUUUGUGUGUUUGCAUGAGUA
Molecule: messenger RNA, 1913 nt
Organism: Sorghum bicolor (sorghum)
Lineage: Eukaryota; Viridiplantae; Streptophyta; Magnoliopsida; Poales; Poaceae
Product: protein DOG1-like 3
Exons: 1
Coding region: 767-1693 (308 amino acids)
Biological process (GO): DNA-templated transcription
Molecular function (GO): sequence-specific DNA binding
Source: RefSeq, a predicted model, not a curated record